ACUUUUGUCCUGCGCGAGUGUCCGUAGAACAACACGGAAGUGGAAGCGGAAAAGCAUUCCACCAUCACGUUCACAUAAAUUAUGUCGCGUUUAUCUCGUAGUGGCGUUGUCACUCAACCGCAUAGCUUUCAUAUUAUAAGGCAAAAUGACAAUGUAGAAUUUAAACGAAUUACCUUUGCGCUCGGCGUUGUAGUUAUGUUGUUUUAAGGGAGCCUCGUUGUUAGCUAGCUGGCUAUUCCAGCUGGGUGGCUAACGAACGAGAAACCGUCCAAAAUCGGUUGAUUAUUUUUACUGAAUAAAAUGGUUAAAAACAUGUUCCGUACCGGUUUCCUGGUUCGGGCCUCACACACCGUGUUGACCUGGGUUAUAACGCUGAUUCUGUUCGUGCACAACACCGAUUUGCGCCAGUGCGAAGAGCGCGGCGAACUGACGGUUCCUGUGCUGUUCUUCCUGCUGGUGGUACUGUCGGUGCUGCUGUACUUUGCCGUUUCUCUCAUGGACCCGGGCUUCGUCCUCACGGACACUGUCAAGCCUUCAGAUCUGGAAACCGAGUCCAUGAUGCCUCAGUCUUCCACUUGCCGUUUGCGGCGUUGCGGCUUCUGCUUACUGCAGCAGCCAAUGAGAGCCAAGCACUGUCCGACAUGCUCUCGUUGCGUGCGUCGCUUCGACCACCACUGCCCGUGGAUCGAGAACUGUGUGGGGGAGCGCAACCACCGCUGGUUCGUCCUCUACCUGAUGGUGCAGCUGCUGACCCUGCUCUGGGCGCUACGGGUCGCUCUGUCUGGCAUUUCUCCCGGCGCCACUUGGGAGUCGUGGUUGCGCGCCAACGGCUUCCUGUUGGCGGCGCUGUGCGUGGUGGGCGUUUUCUCGGCGGUGGUGGCGGCGCUGCUGGGCUGCCACAUCUACCUGGUCGCCAUCAACUGCACCACUUGGGAGUUCAUGUCCCGCCACCGCAUCGCCUACCUCAGGGAGUGCGGCGAUGACGACAGCCCCUUCGACCGCGGCGUCCUCUGCAACCUGUGGGACUUCUUCUGCGUGUGCGGCGCCGUGGCCUGGGAGCAGGUCUACCACCGGAACUUGCAGAAUCCCGUCUGAGCGCCCUCCACUCCGCAUGCCAGACUUCAGGACUCAAAAGACGAUAUUUUUUUGUUUGUUUUUAAACUCGGUGUGGAUGUUUGACGACCUGAACCCAGCAGAUCAAUCGGAUAGGAAGUAGAUGGACCAAACAGGAAGUAGAGGACCCCAGCAGGAAGUAGAUCAGAUGGCGUAAGAGUUGUUUCAUCUUGUUACCUGGACCGUGCACAGAUUCUGGACCAACUGAAGCCACCCGUUCAAUCAGACGGGAAGUAGAUUGACCGAACCAGACAGGAAGUAGAGGAACCAGACAGGAAGUACGCAGGAAGCAGAUCAGGGCAAGCUGGAUGGACUUGGUUCACCCGUGGUUACUUUGAACAGAUUUUUAAACCCAACGCGGAUUUUUUUGACUAAGUGGAAAAGCCAGCGGUUGAAUUGGACAGGAAGUAGAUGGCCCAAACAGGAAGUAGAGGAACCAGACAGGAAGUAAGCAGGAAGCAGAUCAGGGCAAGCUGGAUGGACAUGGUUCACCCGUGGUUACUUUGAACCGAUUUUUAAACCCAACGUGGAUUUUUUUGACUAAGUGGAAAAGCCAGCGGUUGAAUUGGCCAGGAAGUAGAUGGCCCAAACAGGAAGUAGAGGAACCAGACAGGAAGUACGCAGAAAGCAGAUCAGGGCAAGCUGGAUGGACUUGGUUCACCCGUGUUACUUUGAACAGAUUUUUAAACCCAAUGCGGAUUUUUUUGACUAAGUGGAAAAGCCAGCGGUUGAAUUGGCCAGGAAGUAGAUGGCCCAAACAGGAAGUAGAGGAACCAGACAGGAAGUAUGCAGGAAGCAGAUCAGGGGAAGCUGGAUGGACUUGGU
Hippocampus zosterae (dwarf seahorse) is the source of this 1938-nucleotide messenger RNA. RefSeq names its product palmitoyltransferase ZDHHC12-B-like. The record is from RefSeq and is a predicted model, not a curated record. The coding region runs from base 301 to 1095 and encodes 264 amino acids. The transcript has 5 exons. Gene Ontology annotation, cellular component: Golgi apparatus; endoplasmic reticulum. Gene Ontology annotation, molecular function: protein-cysteine S-palmitoyltransferase activity. Lineage: Eukaryota; Metazoa; Chordata; Actinopteri; Syngnathiformes; Syngnathidae. Gene Ontology annotation, biological process: protein targeting to membrane; peptidyl-L-cysteine S-palmitoylation.